AUGGCGACCACCAUAACCCUCAACCCACCAUCAACCACCGUGGUAGACCACCAGAUUCCCAACUCAACUGUCCUCUACAGGUUACGUCUUCUGGGCUCUGAACUCAGCAAGGCCUUACCAAAGCACCUGAAGAUUAAGGUGCCGAAGAGAAAGAGAAAACAAGCCUCAGCCUCAGCAUCUUUAGGAGUGGAAGACAAACUGACAUCGUCUCCAGCGAAGACAGAAGAUAAAAAAGAAGAAGAGAUCAUCCAAAUCCAAUCACCCACCUCAUUAAACUCAACAAAGUCCACUGACCCCAGCUGCUUACCUCUGAGGAAUAUUCUUGUACUAAAAAGAAAACAAGCUUCACCAAAAGGGCAAGCACUAGAGGGGAAACUGCCUUCUUCUGAAGAAGAAGCAACUCAAAUCCAACCUGCAAUGCCAUCAAGCGCAACCAAGAUGACUAUCCUCAGCAGUUUUAAGCUCAAGAAUGUUUUUGUACUGAAAAGAAAACAAACUUUACCAUCAAAAGAACUCGAGGAGAAACUCCCUUCUUCAGAGGAGGAGGAGAAGGAGCAGAAGCCGCUUUCUUCUUCUACAACAGAGGAGAAGGAGGAGCAGAAACUGCCUUCUUCAGAGGAGGAGCAGCAGAAGCCACCUUCUUCAGAGGAGGAGGAGCAGCAGAAGCCGCCUUCUUCUUCAGAGGAGCAGGAACAGGAGCAACAGAAACCACCUUCUUCUUCUACAACAGAGGAGCAGGAGCAGCAGAAACCGCCUUCUUCUAAAACAGAGGAGCAGAAACCACCUUCCUCUACUUCAGAAGAAGACCCAUCAAACUCAACUAAGAUGACUCUCCGCAACUGCUUACCCCUAAAGAAUAUUCGUGUACCCAAAAGAAAACAAGCUUUACCAUCAGAAGGACUCGAGGAGAAACUGCAUGCUUCUUCAGAGGAGGAGAAACUGCCUUCUUCUACAGAAGAAGAUGCCAUCCAAACCCAACCCCUCAAACCAUCAAAAUCAACUAAGUUGACUAUCUCCAGCUGCUUCCCCGUCAAGAAUAUUCUACCUAAAAGAAAACAAGCUUUAUCAUCAGAAGGACUUGAGAAACUGCCUUCUUCAGAAGAAACCAUUCAGAGAGCACCUUCAUCAUCAGAGCCAGCUCCAACUGGCAAUGACAAACUUUUGGCCCUCCAGUAA
Rosa chinensis is the source of this 1176-nucleotide messenger RNA. RefSeq names its product FK506-binding protein 5-like. Lineage: Eukaryota; Viridiplantae; Streptophyta; Magnoliopsida; Rosales; Rosaceae. The record is from RefSeq and is a predicted model, not a curated record. Bases 1 to 1176 code for a protein of 391 amino acids. The transcript has a single exon.